GUACUCGCUCCUUCAACGUCGCAGCACCAUGCAGCGAGAACUGCCAGAUAUCGAUGAAGAGGUGUUCCCCGUCGGCUCUCCGCGGCCGAACUUGAACGUACUCGGCAGGUUAUUCCAACUACAGCAUGGAACACUGAGAUCUAAUGCACAGCUGCUACAACUGCUCCAGCGUCAGCUGGAUGAAGAAAAUGAUGACCUCGACGAUGAUAACGACGAUGACGACUCGGACGAACCAACGGAUCCCAAUCAGGAGUCUUGGCGUGGACCUGCUACAGAGCCUCAAGAAGCCGGAGUAGAAUUGCUCAAUAGCGGAGAGUACGGUCGUAUUACCCCCAAGAUUCAUGCCAGGAGAGGCGAGCGGAACCUUGUCAAGGCUAUCCUGAAUCGGUUCACCGCACCUCGGUCGACCUUAUUCAAGGAAGACCUAGCGACUAAUCUUGUCCCCAAUUCAAAUGGCUCAGCGAUGGCAUCAUAUAACUCAAAUAUCUAUACGGCACAAUAUUCCACAGAUUCGUCAUUCUACUACACGUGCUCUCAAGACUUCCGGCUGUACAUAUACGACUCGUCAGCACCCACGUUCUCACCAGAAGACCGUCGGGCAGCACUCUCUGACAGCUCUGUCCAGACUACAAUGAAUAUCAAGCGCAGAAUUCGAGGGCAUCCCGGUAGAUGGACUAUAACAGAUGCGAAUCUAUCUCCUGACAAUCAGAGGAUGAUUUAUUCAUCAUUGACGUCUACGGUGUACAUGACCAGCACUGUCGACGACAAUCCCACGCAAGUUCCUAUCCCUUUUGCGACUGCCCGAACCCGGCACCGUGAUUCGUGGAAUUACGUAGACGAGUUCAAUAUCUAUGCUUGUAGGUUUUCCGCAGAUGGAAAUGAGGUCAUUGCUGGUGGCGGCAGGUUGAUCUCUGUAUAUGAUUUGUUGGCCAAUCGUCGAACUGUUCAAAUAAAGGCCCACACCGACGACGUCAAUAGCUGUUGCUGGGCUGAUACAGCAUCUGGAAAUGUCCUUGUCAGUGCAUCCGAUGACUGUUCCCUAAAAGUCUGGGAUCGGCGGUCUUUAGGAGCGACACCAAAACCUUCAGGUGUUCUCAUGGGGCACACCGAAGGAAUAACCUAUGUGUCAGCAAAAGGAGAUGGAAGAUAUGUUACAUCCAACGGCAAAGAUCAAGCACUACGGUUAUGGGACUUGCGCAAAAUGCGAAGUAGCUUAGAUUAUGACAAUGCUGGGCAUCGCACCUAUGGUUUCGACUUUGACUACCGAUAUCCACCGUAUCCCAAGCCGAAGCGUCAAGCGCAUCCUAUGGAUUGUAGCGUUAUGACUUACCGAGGGCACAGCGUACUAAGAACGCUUAUCAGGUGUCAUUUUAGUCCUGCGGAGACUACAGGUUCGCAAUACAUCUAUUCCGGUUCAGCUGAUGGAAAGAUACAUAUAUGGUCCCUUGAUGGUACUGUUGUACAAAUUCUUGACCGUAAUGAGGCGUUGCCCAUGGGUCACGAUCCAUCGGCACCCGAAAGGCUGAGUCCGCACUGCCACACCAAUCGUCGUGUCUGUGUUCGCGAUGUCAGCUGGCAUUCGCAGGAGCCUGUGAUGAUGAGCGCGGGAUGGGAUUCAGGACACGGUAGUAUCUUAGCGAAGCAUGAAUGGAAGGGAUUGUCCAAAAUGAACGGGUCGUUGGAAGAUUGGGUGACAAAAGAGGAUUCCGAAAGGCGCGCAAUGGAGAAUGUCCGGCACUCUUCUAGGCUUGGGGCUCAGCGGCGAAGAGAUUUCAAUCUAAUUCCGGGAGCCUACGUGGAUGAUGAUGAAGACGAUCACUUUGAGGCGCAUAGCCACACUUCUACUAUGACUGCCGACUCGAAAACGAAUGGCUUUCCCGAUGGAUACUUCAUCAUUCGUGCUGCUGCUACAAAGCGCCUGUUAGAUGUGGCUUGCGAUGCUAUCGAAGAUGGAACUGAGCUUCUGUUGUACCCAGAGAAGGAGAAGUCGCUAGUCGAAAGUCGAAGGAAUCCAGAUGCUAAUAACCAGGUGUUUUACAUAGAUACAUCCGGCGCGCUGUGUUCAAGGUCCUCUGGGCAUGCUCUUGAUAUUGAAGGUGACCGUCUGGUUUUGCGCCAUCGACGCCCGAUUUCUCUUCCCUUUCCUAAUUCAUAUUCUCAUCCUCUCCCAAAAUUCUCAUAUGAUCUUCAAACUAAAGAGAUCUAUGUGAACUUUUCUUGCGACCCAGCAUUCCCUCCGCCUUCGUCUUUCCAUUCAAAUGCGUGGAAAGACAAAACGUACCUCCUGGCAGCUAUCCCUUUGCACAAACCCCGAACGAUCAUCGAUGAUGCUUCUCAAUUCAUCCAUUCUGCUCUGACCUCAUCAUUUUCGCUAUUCCAGUCAACAAGCCCUACGCAUUCUACUCCCGAAGAUGUGUACAAGAGUGGAGUAGAUUUAGGUGAAGAUGAAGUUGUAGAAGAGGAGCGCGGGGAGGAGGGCGAGGUUGACGAUUCUCCCGAGCCUAGCAGGAAAAUCAGGAUGCUCUCUGUCGCCGACGCGACAAUGGAUGACUCGAGUUUGGUAGAGAAAGCAAAGAACCGUCGGAGGUGGCAGAUUGAGCCACUUAGGGUUGCCAAUAAGCGCACCGGCGUGUGAGUUUACUAUUCAACAUUUCAGUGUCUGGUUUGUACGUCCUUGUAAGUAGGAUAUGAGCAGUAUAAUAUUCCGCUU
Messenger RNA from Guyanagaster necrorhizus, 2710 nucleotides. RefSeq names its product WD40 repeat-like protein. Bases 29 to 2635 code for a protein of 868 amino acids. The transcript has 13 exons. Gene Ontology annotation, molecular function: protein binding. The record is from RefSeq and is a predicted model, not a curated record. Gene Ontology annotation, biological process: proteasome-mediated ubiquitin-dependent protein catabolic process. NCBI's taxonomy places the organism in Eukaryota, Fungi, Basidiomycota, Agaricomycetes, Agaricales, Physalacriaceae. Gene Ontology annotation, cellular component: Cul4-RING E3 ubiquitin ligase complex.